UAAAAAAUACAAGUACCAUAAACAUUUUACUACUGUAGUUUAUUGGUUGCACGUAAUCCUUAUUUACAAUUUCUCAAAAACAUCAUUUGUGUUCGGUUCUUAGUUCAUAGUCGAAACAUACGUAAAUUAUGUAAAAGUUUUAUGUCUAGUUGAAGGCAGCGACUCGGUCGCUAUGUGAGCGUGUUAUGAGUGAAAGGUUCUGAAAUGUCGUGGGGGUAAUUUGGACAAUUAGGCUGUAAUCAUUCAAAACAAUGGUUCCUGCACCGAGCUGCCCCAAUACCUGGGACUAUUGGACGACGUCCCCGUCCUAUAUCGUGGAUUUAACAUGUCUGCUGCCCAACUCUGUUUACAUUCCUAUUACACCAAAUUGGGACGCAACACUGCACGACGUGAAGGAGGAGCUAUGGAUGAAAGCAGCGAGAUAUCCCUUAUUUGGGAUGCUGCACGAGAUGUCAGACUAUGUGUUCCAAUUCAUAAACUCGUUGGCGGUUCUCGAGGAGGUAAACGACGAGAACAAACGCCUCCGAGACAUCAAACCCACCUUUGGGGUGCUCAAGAUUGUGGAACGGUCUAUGAGGCCUGGGGAACAGUUCCUUAAUAUGCAAAUAAGUCAUUUAAUUGGAAAAGGUCUGAACGAGUUCGACAACCUCCGAAGUUCAGAAGUGAACGACUUCCGAACCCGAACCCGGUACAUAGCUGAGGAGAGUCUCGUGAAGCGAGCCAGAGCGACCCCAUUAGAGAGGCUUCGGUACCAAUGUCCACCGAGAUUAGCCAAGAGUCAUAUCGUGCAUCGGACGUUGCAGAGUCAUCUUAGUAGCAACAGCUUCUUUUUGAGCACCACCGUCGUUGAUAUAGACUUCGCCACCACGACUCACGCGCCAGCGAUGUCCACGCCCAAACAGCACAUAGAAUACAUUCUACACAAAAAGGUCAAAGAGUACUCCAUGCGGCACUCCAGUCAAGACAAGCACAAGUACGUGCUGAAAGUGGCCGGGCGCGAGGAAUACCUAUUAGGAGACCACCCGCUGAUACAGUUUCUGUAUAUACAGGAGACGCUGUUGAGAGACGAAGUGCCGCAUGUGAUGAUUGUGAAUAUAGACAAGCUGUCGCUGUCCGUCGGCGAUUCCCGGUACCUAGUUGAAUCAAGAGGGAGGCUGGCCUCCGAGCCUCCUACGGGCACUAUGCGGAGGAUACGUCAAGAAGAGUACCUCUCCUCAUGGAGCGUAGAACAGAACUACACAUGCACCGUGCAAAGCGUUGGGGGUCUCAACGUGGACACCAACAAACUUGUCGAGGUGGUCUGCCAAGCCGGUAUCUUCCACGGCGGCAAGCCCAUCUGCGAACCUCAGAAGACCACAAUGGCGCCCGUAUCGAACGAGGGCGUAGCGCGCUGGGACCAAGCUCUCACGUUCCCGAUCAAAGUGCUAAACAUUCCGCGCAUGGCGAGGCUGUGCUUCGUCAUAUACUCCACCUCCGAGGUCUACAAGAGUAAUAAGAGCAAGAAGGGGAAGAAGGACACCACUAAAGACGACAUAAACAAAUUAGCGUGGGCGAACACGAUGAUAUUCGACUACAAGAACCUUCUCCGGACGGACGGCGUUACGCUAUUCAUGUGGACGUACGUCGCCGACGAAACACAAGACGAGAUGCUCCUACAUCCGCUCGGUACCGUCGUGUCCAAUCCCAGUACGGACUCGUGCGCGGCGCUGCAAGUGCGCUUUUCAGACUACGAAUGUCCCUACCAAAUAAUGUUCCCGUCGCCCGACGCAGUGCGAGAACGCGCCGAGUUUCCCGAGAACGGCUCGCCAGAGGUGGUGGCGCGGUUAGCGCGAGAUUUAGACUCGCCGCUGUACAAGGACCCGCUGUACGAGAUGCACGAACUCGAGAAGAAGGACAUCUGGGCAUCCAGAAAACACUUCCGCGACGCAGCACCGCAGCUACUAUCCAAGCUACUCGCCUGCGUGGAGUGGGGCGAGCAAGCCGACUCGGCCAGCGUCGCGCACAUGAUGUCGGAGUGGCCCAUGCUGCCGGUCGAGUCCGCGCUCGAGCUGCUCGACUACGCGUACGCCGACGCGGCCGUCAGGAGCUUCGCCGUCAAGUGCCUCGCCAAGAUCACGGACGAAGAACUCCUCCUCUACCUGUUACAACUCGUGCAAGCGUUGAAACACGAGUCGUACCUGAUGUGCGACCUGGCUCUGUUCCUCCUACAGCGCGCCUUCAACAACAUGACCAUCGGACAUUUCCUCUUCUGGCAUUUGAGGUCGGAAAUGCACGUGUCAUCGGUAUCAAUACGAUUCGGAUUGGUAUUGGAAGCGUACUGCCGCGGCAGCCAAGACCACGUGGACACUUUACUACGACAGAUCAGCUGUUUGGACAAACUUAAGUGGCUGAACAAUAUGGUGCGCAAGCGCAACAAAGAGAGCAUAAACAAAGCGCGAGCCGCCAUACUGUCGCUGCUGCAAGAGGACCACUGCCGCGAGACGCUGUGCAACUUCGUGUCGCCGCUCAACCCCAGCUUCGUGUGCAAAUCUGUCAGACCGGAGAAGUGCAAAGUGAUGGACAGCAAGAUGCGCCCCCUGCAGCUUGAGUUCGAGAACAUCGAGUCCUGCGGGCCGGAUAUCCGGAUCAUACUCAAGAUCGGCGACGACCUGCGGCAGGACAUGUUCACGCUGCAGAUGCUCAGGAUCAUGGACAGUCUGUGGAAGAACGAGGGAUACGAUUUCCGAUUGAACCCCUACAACUGCAUAUCGUUGGACAACGCGGUCGGCAUGAUCGAGGUGGUAGACGAGGCGGAGACUGUCGCCAACAUCCAGAAGGCGAAAGCCAAUUUCAACGUUGCCUCGACCAUAUCCAAGGCCAAUCUGUUCCAAUGGCUCCGCGAUUACAACCAAUCAGAAUCUAGCUUCAACAAAGCAGUGGAAGAGUUUACGAUGAGCUGUGCGGGCUACUGCGUCGCCACGUACGUCAUGGGCAUCGCCGACCGACAUCCAGACAACAUCAUGGUCAAAAAAAACGGACAGCUAUUCCACAUAGACUUCGGGCACUUCCUCGGGCACUUCAAGCAGAAGUUCGGUUUCAAGCGCGAGCGCGUGCCGUUCGUCCUGACGCACGACUUCAUCCACGUCGUCAACAAGGGCGAGCGCGGCGCCGGCGUCAACGAGCCGCUGCACUUCAAGAUAUUCCGGGAACACUGCGAAACGGCCUUCAAGAUCCUUCGGCGGCACGGGCACCUGAUCCUGUCCCUGUUCUCCAUGAUGAUCUCCACGGGCCUGCCGGAGCUCAAGUCGGAGAAGGAUCUGCAGUAUCUACGAGAUACACUUGUACUAGACUUAUCAGAAGAAAAAGCACUCGAGCACUUCCGGCUCAAGUUCACCGAGGCCGUCAAAAACACCUGGAUGACGUCCUUCAACUGGGCCUUCCACAACUUCGACAAGAACAACUGACAGCGGCCCGGCCACCGGCGGCGGCCGCCGUCCAAGUACUCCCCGCAGACGCUGUAACCAGCCGCUAGGGAUAUCCAAAUAAGGUUCAAUUUGCUGGGAGGAUUGAGUGCGCAUACGACCUUUUUAUACGGAGAUAUGUACCGCUAUACGUGCGUUGAAAUUGCAACUCUGUAAAUAAAGGUUUUAGGUUCAAAUUCCCAGAAAGAAACUUAUCACGGUUUUUUGUGUAGCGGCAAUGGAUCUGUUUCCUUUUAAAGGUUAUAGAAGGGAAGCUAGAAAGCCGGAAAUGUAGAAAAUCAAUAAAGAGGCUUAGGAGGAAGUCGAGCAAGGAAUACCAUUGUAUGUAUUCAUUUGUAUACUUACUACACUUUAUAGUAGAAAUUGCUACAUGCGUGUUCAAUUCUCCACAGUAACCAGUUAAAGAGCACAAUGUUCGCCGCAGUCAUAUUUAAGUGCGAGAGAAGAGGAUAUAUUAGAUAAAUAUUCAACGUUUAGGAUUCGGGCUGGUUGCGUUUUUUGCGUUAAUAGCGAAAUUAUAUGGGUGCGAGGGAAAGUAGACUUUAUUUUAAUUGUAAUUAACGUUAUAAUCGAUGGACUGGAACUGCGGCGAGCAUAUCUUUAAUAUAGUCUGUUACAUGUUUUGUUACGUUUUCGAAACGACAACGAUUGUAUCAAAAUAUUGCAUUUUUUUAAAGGCCAAGAUGUAUGCUUGAAUUGAAGUUCAUCACAAUUUCGAUAACGUAACAAAAGUAUAUUAUGUAGUUAUAGGAGCAGAGGAGCCCAAAAAUUCGCUUAAUCGACCCACCGAGUGUCGAGUCGGCAGGUCGCAGCGGUCAAUAGGCUGUGAUAACGACGCGAGAUCAGGAGACGGUUGAAGGCCUGUUCACAUCGGAUGCGUGCACGUAGACUUGCAGGUGCGCGUUGUAAUAUACAGAUCCUUAUAAAAGACGGCACACCGCUUGCGUGACUGGUGCGUUUAGCAAACGCGCACGUGCACUGCUAUGCACACGCGGCCGGUGUGCUCUGGCCUUAACUAGUGAUGAUUGUGUUUAGAGUUAGUGUUAGUAGUUGAUGUGGCAAAUGUAGGCAAAUGCGGCGGGCACCCGACACCGCUCGGUUUCUAUUUAGGUCAAAUAUCAGAUUAAACUUUUAGGUUUAGGAAUUUGGAUCAAAAUUUAGUGUUUCAUGUAGUUUAUACGUGUUUGUGUACUCUAGUGAAAUGUUUUUAUAAAAGGAAGGGAAGUAUGGCGAUGUACGGACCGCCGCGACCGGGCUCCUCUCGUUGUAUAUUGUUACGCCAUUAACUAUAUAAAUCAUGCAUUAUAGACGUAAUUUUUGCACCUACUAGCUUUUUUAAAUGUCCCUGACUAAUACAGGGUGAUCGCACUGAUCGCAAUCUUCUCAGUUGAGGCUUAGCGGUGUUCGCACCCUGUAUAUUUUCAAAGGGGAUUUAUCAUAGUUUUAGCAGUAUUAUAUCGAUCAUAAUGUAAGUAUCGAUUUAGGGUGAGAAGCUAUUUUUAAGUUUUUUAUAACAUCAGGCUACCUCAUGGUGUGGUGUACUAACGCGAACUCACUAAUCACUCGCAUUAUUUCAAUUGUCUUAGUUCGCCCCCGACAUAUGUAUUAUUUUAUGGUCACUUCACUCUAAGACUCUAUUAUAACUUUAAGGGUCGGUCGCACCAAACCAGUCACCGUCAAAACGUUCCCAAAAUUUUAUUGUAUGAGAAGUUUCGUAGUAUAGUUUUUUGCUGAGUGACGUUGAUCAGUCCGUCGAUUGUGGUUGGUGCUACUGGACCAUAGUGAAAUGACAGUGUAUUUUUUAUUUAAUAUCCUUUCAAGGGGCAAUGUCAUUCUUUAGUAGUUGGAAUUUCGAUUUUACCUCAAUUAAUCAAAUUUAAAAUAUAAAUGACUUAAUCGACCACGAGCCGGCGGCCUGCCACUUGAAGGGCUGGUUAGACUACCAGAGUUGUUGCGAUGACAAGGAUGUAUAAAACAUCAACACAGUUAACUGACAAAUCUAAACCUUAUUGCAAAUAUAUAAGGUCCACCGUACAUACCCUUUGAUCGCCAAAGACGUCAACUGCAUGCGCGCAUGCAGCCCAAUAUCAACCUUCGUGCAUUGCGACAAGGCUCACAAUGACACACCGCGCAAGAUAGGCGUGGCGUUAACCUCGUAAAGCUCUGGUUUCCUAGGAAAGCGGUGCCGUCAUAUAGCGGCCGUAAUAUUACGGACGCAAAAAGACUGCCGUCUUUACGGUGACGACAUGUGGAAAGUUCCACGGCCGUAUAACACACCGUCGGCCACCAAUAAUUUAUUCAAAUCUCGUGGUACACACACAUUUGAAAUUUCGUCGUCCUCGCUGCUCCAGUUGGAGUUGGAACUCAUUUCGCACGUCGUUCCGGUCAAAAAGACCCCAAUACCUAUAAUAUAAUUAUAGAAAUGGCUUCAUCGCUGUCCAAAAAACGUUCACGAACCUAUCGACACCGUAAAGACGGCCGUCAUGGCGGCACCGCUUUUUGACGUGUGUUAAUCACCGCCCUCUAGGAAACCGCGCCAUUUGGUUUACAUAGACAACGUUCUAGUGACGUCAUUCACUGCUGUAUUACGGCCGCUAUAUGACGGAUGAAGGCACCGCUUUGCUAGCAAACCAGAGUUUAAGGCAUACGGUCCGGUUCUAUAUAGCACUUAUUAAGUUCGAUGAAAUUUAAAUAAUUUUCAAUUGGAGUGCAUUUGCUUCGUUUCGUUCAUUUCACCCAAACCAUAAAGACUAUUUCUUACAAGGUUAAAAUUUUGGAUUUGUUCCUUGUAUGGCUGGGCUUUAGGUGGAAGUGUUACCGUUAGUAUUAGUGCUAUCCUUGUCGUUGCUUACCUUUUGUCAGAAUGUUAUAAGCGGUUGAUUCACUAUACCUGGCAUCCGUUUAUAAAAUGAAAUUGAAUGAAAACAAUGUGAAUGAAUGGUACCUACUUGGUAUUCACAGUUAUAGAUGUCAUUAGUUCAUUCAUUCAAUUCAAGCCAGUUUGGUACAUGAAACUGUAUGAGAAAAACUAUCUUUGCUUUGUUGACGAUUGAUUGUUAUCUAAACAUAAUUUUUAGCCGCUUUGAGCUUAUUAUAGCUCUUUCGGGUUUAGUCCAGUUUUAUAGACAAAAAUAGUCUCACUGCUACGUAAUUCUCAACGCUUAUAGUAGUUAUAGUCAAAAGAGAUAUACCAAUCGAAACCAGUGACUCUUAGAAGGUGACUUAUUAACAAAUUCUACAUACGAAUCUUAACUGGUAGUGUGACCAGCUAGCUCAACUUAGAUCACUAAAAUAAAGAAAUUUAGCACUGAAUGGGACGCCUCAGUUUACUAAACGUCGAUUACUGAUACGAAUAUGCCUUACCGAUAUACAGUCAAACCUGGAUAAUUGGGAAAACUUUAAUAAGUGGCCGGUCUCGGUCCCUUAGCACCAAAAUACCUCUAUUACUGAAUUUAUGGAACCUCUUUAACACAAAAUUGCCGAUCGCUUAAGAUUUAAACUAUCCAGGUUUCACUGUACUUUAGAUUUAAGUUAUUACAACACUUAGCAAAUUAGCGUUAAUUAUCUACGUCAGUGUAUUUAAUUGAUGGAUUCGCCGAAUAAUCACAUCGGGUUUGGCAAUUGUGUAUCAAUUAAUGGUUCAAAAAAGCUACCGCAUUUAUUGUGUCUUAAGGAAAAGUUUUUUUGAUUAAUGUAGUUGUAUUAGCUGAAAUAUUGUUUAGGCGGGAUGCCCUAUAUUGAUUUUAGGGGCUUAUAUCAAAUUAAAUAUGAAUUUGAUAAUAUUAGAAGUUUGGCAACGUAAUAAUUCUAAUAUUAUUAGGUAAUAUUAUUAGAACUGGUUUAAAUAAAUUUAUUCAAAGUAAAAAUCGGUCGACUGCAAAAAGAAUUUACUGUUUUCAUAUGUUCAAUGUCAUUGCUUAUUGUGAACCAAACGAUAAAAGACAGUAGACGCAUUCAAUAUUACCUCAAUUUAAUGAUAACAUAUCAAUCAGCGUUUUUAGAUUAGUACAUGGUAAAAGCACUUGUUUGCCGACAUCCUAUUGUCGUUAAUCAGCGGUGUAUAGUCACAAGAAUAGUGUUUAACUGAGUAAGGACUUCAUUUUGAACGCCAUAUACGUCCGGUUUGUGCUAUUCGCCAAAUGUUUUGUUAGAGAGCAAAUUAAACCUUAGUUCAUAUUAAAUCACAUUUACAAUCGGGUCUAUCGCGAAUUUAUGUUAACUGGUUUAAUCCACUGGUCGUGGUCGCGGCUAACUGACGUCCCAGCAAAAUGUCAAUACCCGACGAAAUGUGUAUGAAAAAGUGCGACCAGCAGUAGUGUGUACGACCAGUGAAACCUGUGUCGAAACGUCGGUAAAUAAAGGUAACAAAAUAAAUUCGCGAUAGACCCGAUUGUAAAUAUGAAUUAAUAUGUAUUCAAAACGCGAAAGUUUUAAAUGUUAUACUCGUAUAAACCUUAGUGGUAAGUAAUUCAAAGAGUGUUGGUUGUUUGGACAAUGUAAACGUUGAUAAUUAUAUUUUUUGUUGGUGUACUAAUAGAUGUCCAUGGCGUUCUAUUAGAGUCUAAUUUGGUCUUCAUAAUAACCUCAAUUAUUCUAUACAGCACAGUAUAAUAAUGUAUUAAUAAUUUCAAUCGAAUUCACUAAAUUAUGAAAAUAAUUUGCAGUGACUAAUAAUGUUAUAUAUUAUAAUAUGAUUAUGAGUUGUUUGCGGUAAAGCCGCCGCUAUAGACACCGCCUGGCGUCUAAAGGAACGUGUAAUGAGAACGAUGCGGUUGUGGUUUUACUAGAUCAGUAAACCUUACGGUACUAAAGGAGUACCUACCGAUCAUAUAAGCUCUCAGACUUGCGCUUUUUUGCGUGUAUAACAGCAAUGUAUACGAUGAAUGUCAAAUGUUAAUCGCAUGACAGACAUGAUGUAGCAAAAAUUAAAAUUGGAAUGUCCAUAGGUUUUGUGUUAGAGUUGACGCGCUCGUAAGUAUCUAACUAAUCCCCUCAUUAGAUCGGGCGAACACCAAAACUAUCAAAAGUACGCAAACCUUUGCCAAAAAUGUUGAUAGGUACGCGCAAAUAACGCUAGUCUGAAAGGCUUUUAGCCGGCAUUUCGGGAUGCACUUACGAUUUUAGUCCUAUAUUCGAGUUGAAAAUACAAUUAAGCUCAAAAUAUCUACCGUAGCGUAUAUAGUAGUCCAUUGAACUGCCAUUUAGCAUCGCAUAGUCUGAGAGCAUUCAUGUAGAAAUAAUAGUAGCAGUAAGUUGGUCCUCUGACUAAACAAACUGUCGCGUUAAGCAUAUGUACCCGACAUAGGUAUUUGUAUUUGAGAAUUCGUUCAAUUGUGUAACUUAAUGUUUAAUAUUAAGAUAUAUAAUUGAGUGACUUUUCAAAUACCUAUUGAUACGCGAGAUGCAAAUCACAGGUUUCAUAAUCUGACACUGACUGCAGUAAUUUUACGAAUAUGUUAUAAUAUUAAUGUUGAACAUAUUUUUGAGUGGCGUCGUAGCGAGUUACGUUUUAUUCCUAGUUUAGUUAGAUUGUGAGUUUGCUCUGCAUAAUAUACCAAGUAUUGACACUGAAACAUCACAGUUUACUUGUCACGACUAGCCGAGUACGUAUUCAAAGAACAUAGGAUAAAAUAUGAUAUAAUUUAUAGCAUAUGUACGAAUGACUAAGACUUGAAUUUUUGUAAUUUGUAACAUGAUAUGUAUUUGAAUCGAUCACAAUUGUGUUACCGGUUUUUUCGUGAAUGUAAACUAAUCUUGUUAGAAUAUAUAGAAUUCAAAAGUCAGACGAAGCCACCGCGUACUUCCGCAAUACCAUUACCUUCCGUAUCUUUCAAUAUAAGAGCAUUCAUGCUAUAUUUUAUAAUUGAUAUUUAACUCUCGAUACGCCACCGUAAGCCUAUUUACCGCUAAUAAAUAAAUAAGCAAUAAUUAUAGUGAUAUGAACAAAAACUCCAAUUCGAACUAGCCUACUCGCCAGAUAUAGACACUAAACCAUAGUAUUAGAUUAGACUAUACAUACCAUAGUAUCUACACCCGAUUACAUAUAUAGCAUUAAUAAAUAAUUCCAUGAAUUUAUAGUAUAAUCUUAAAAUGUUACGAAUAAUGCACGUCUUGAGAUUAUUGGAUGACGGCAGUCAUAUAGUUACAAUAGCUUAGACGGUUCCGAAUUGUAUCACAGUCGGUUUAGCCAUAUGCCUAGCCUAGAUAUUAACAGACUCAAAAUAUAACCCGGAAUGCUUCCUAUGUAGUGCUAAAUAUCUCAUACGUUUACCUAUAGUUUUAAUACGAUUACAGGCAUGAGUUUAGUUUGUGCAAUGUAAAUAAUACCGUUAUUUUAUUUAUAAAUAUGAUUAAGCAUGGUCGAGAUAGCUUUCGUACGGGUUAUUGUGAAACUUGGCGGCGGAGCGGGGAAGGCGCAGUAAUCUAGCAAAUUGUCUACGGUGUAGAUUCAGAAUUCUAAAUAGUACUGAAUAAUUAUUGUAGCGAUAUAUACAGGGUUUAAAAUUCAGUCGAGACUAAUCAUACUCUAUGGUUUUAAGUUUAUAAAACCCUCCCCGCUCCGCGUCACGUUUAAAGUAACGAUGACUACGAAAUGUCGAGACUGGGAGAGAAAUCCCAAGGGUUAUUCAUAGUAAGUAAUUCACCAAAUAAUAUUAUAAAUGAGUGAAUAAAUGUAUGUUAACGCAAUGUCAUUGUGAAUUACCUAGCCAGUAAGUUAACAAUAUAAAGAGGAGUAUGUUAGCCAUAUUGCUAAAGCAUAUUAUUGUUAAGGUUCAUGAAACAUCUCAAGUCUACAUACAAUAGUUCCUUUGUCAUGUGUCAUUUAUAAUCAUACGAGUAACGCAGAAAAUAAAAAGAUAUUCAUAAAAAUAUUGUAUAAAAUAAUGUACCGAUUAAUUAUUUGCUAUCUCAAAUAUGAUUUUUCUUGAAUAAACAUUUACAUACGAGA
Messenger RNA from Cydia strobilella, 10410 nucleotides. It is a transcript of the gene Pi3K92E, whose product is annotated as phosphatidylinositol 4,5-bisphosphate 3-kinase catalytic subunit delta isoform. Gene Ontology annotation, molecular function: 1-phosphatidylinositol-3-kinase activity; 1-phosphatidylinositol-4-phosphate 3-kinase activity. Gene Ontology annotation, biological process: phosphatidylinositol 3-kinase/protein kinase B signal transduction; phosphatidylinositol-mediated signaling; cell migration. NCBI's taxonomy places the organism in Eukaryota, Metazoa, Arthropoda, Insecta, Lepidoptera, Tortricidae. The transcript is spliced from 19 exons. Gene Ontology annotation, cellular component: plasma membrane; cytoplasm; phosphatidylinositol 3-kinase complex. The coding region runs from base 252 to 3443 and encodes 1063 amino acids. The record is from RefSeq and is a predicted model, not a curated record.